CCUCUACAAACCACCUCCGCCACAUUUGUCAUCUAUCCUAUCACAAUAAUGUCGGACCUUCCGCUGGACUCGGACAAGAUCCGCAAUAAGAGACUUGCAAAAUUGCAGCAAUCACAGCAGCAGCCGCAGUCAUCAGAAGAAGCAGCCUCACAUCAAGAUGGAACGCAGUCAGUGCCAUCACCACAACCCUCCACACCUCAGAAUGUUUCGCCGCAGCCUGGCACGCCCACAGAAAAGCCCACGUCCUCCGUCAGCGCAUCAAGUGCUCCGUCACCUGCGCCCUCCACCCGAAUAACCAUAACGCCCGCGAACGUCACACCGCAGAAGCGGGAGAUGGAUGGGAUAGAGAGACCAGGCUCCAGACAGACCGCUAGGCCGAAUGAGACUAUCGAACAGUGGGAAGAUCGUACACUGCGCAGUAUUUUCCGUCUGAGCCUUGAUCCCCAACAAGCAAAGGACAUCCACGGCCAGACGCUUCACCCCCUGCCACAACUACGAGAAGAGCUACAGGCUGAUGACAAGGCUUUGUUAUUAAACAUUGAUCUGCUUGAGCAAGCGAUCAUGGAGGCUGGAAGUAACCCUGGGAAGGUAACGCCCCACGACUGGCUCUUUGGCUGCUGGAAGAGAAUCACCCGACUGGGCAAAGGAGUCAAGGAUAAAACCUCCGAGAAUCAAAAGUGGUCCAUUAUUCAGGAGGCUCAGAGAUUAUGUAUGAGCUGGUGUAUCCUCUCUGUUACUACUCCAGAAGUCUUCGGGACGGAAUACGAUGGUGAUGCCGCAUUGGCUGAUCAUCUCCUCGCUGAUCCGGACGAAGAUCGGGGAGUAUGUCACGAUUUCCUGGCCGAAGUUGUCACCCGAUUCGAUGACGAUGAGACAAUUAAGGAAACCUUCGUGCGAGCCGUCGAGCAACUGAGCCGGAGACUUGCAAAGAUGACGAUGGAUAGCGACUAUCGACGUUACACUGCAAUGAUGCGCCAUCUGAUUAGGUACAAGCCUGUGGCCAUUGCCAUUACACAGUCACCCAUGUUCGUCGACAAGUCAGUGCCAGCUGCGCAAUUAGAGGUUGCAACCUUACUUGGACCAUAUUUCCAGAUAUCUCCCCUCCAAGCCGACGUCACUAAACAAUACUUUACGGGGCCACGGACGAUGGAUCCAAACAGAAUUAGAAAUGCACAGCAAUCAUUGCAGAUGGCUCUCAGGUCACACCAGUCUGAGCUGUUUGACAUUAUCAACAUCUUGGUUCGUUGUUCACCUGAGGCAAGAGAACAAGUCCUUGAUUGGUUCGCUCUCAUCGUUAAUUCGAACCAUAAGCGAAGAGCUAUGCGGGUCGACAAGGCAACAGUGUCAAGUGACGGUUUCAUGAUCAAUGUUAAUACGUGUCUGGACCAACUUUGUGAACCUUUCAUGGACGCACAAUUUUCUAAGUUGGACCGUGUGGAUAUCGAUUACUUGAGGCGACAUCCUCGAGUUGAUAUCAAAGACGAAACCAAGGUCAAUGCGGAUCAGGACGAGUCGGAUGCUUUCUACGAAGAGCAGCUUGAAGGCGACAACAACUUCAUUUCAGAAUUGUUCUUCCUGACUGUUGCUGCUCAUCACUACGGGUCUGAGGCGGCUCGAAACAUGCUAAAGGAUAUGGAUCGCGACCUCAAGCACAUGGCCAAACAAAUCGAGCAGUUUGAAACCGAAAGACACAAAUAUGUCAACAACCCUCCACAAUUGACCAUGUUCGAAAAUGCCCUCAAAAAAUACAAGGAUCAGCACGAUAGGGGGUUGGCUUACAAAUAUUCUGUCCAGGGUGUCUUGCUGGACGAACACGCCCAGACACGUUCAAUGCAGUUUAUGCGAUUCGUGACAGUCUGGCUCCUUCGACAAGUGUCUAGCCAUCGACAAUAUCCCAAAGAGAAGCUCACUCUUCCAUUGUCUACUACAGAGCCCGAUCAUUUCAAGAAUUUACCAGAGUAUUUCCUGGAUAUCAUCAGCGGCAAUUUCGGAUUCAUCAUGUAUAAUAUGCCGCAAGUCAUUUCGUCCACACAGUCUGAUGAGCUCAUCAUGUUAUGUAUCACAUUUCUGCGGAAUUCGGAGUACAUUCGGAACCCUUACUUGAAAGCUUCGUUGGUAACGAUCCUCUUUCGAGGCACGUGGUCCUGGCGUCAGGGCGGCCGGGGCAUACUAGCGGACCAGUACAACAGUUUGCCUUUUGCCACAGAGCAUCUCCUGCAUUCUUUGAUGAAGUUUUUCAUUGAGGCCGAGUUCAUGGGCGGUCAUGGGCAGUUCUUCGACAAAUUCAACGUUCGAUUCGAGAUUUUUCAAAUCAUCAAGUGUAUCUGGCCCAACACAGUCUACCGGGACAAUCUCUACCGUGAAGCAAAAGUUAACAUGGAGUUUUUUGUGAGGUUUGUCAAUCUCUUGCUGAACGAUGUCACUUUUGUGCUGGAUGAAUCCUUUACAUCCUUCCAUACAAUCUAUGACUUAUCCAAGGAACUGGCUCUUGCUGGUACAAAUUUGGAUCAACAGCAGCGGCAAGAAAAGGAGGAGGCGUUAGAACAGGCUAAAGGAAAAGCCAAAUCGUACAUGCAGUUGACGAACGAAACGGUCGACAUGUUGAAGUUGUUCACCGAGGCUCUUGCCGAUGCUUUUACAAUGCCGGAAAUUGUACAGCGACUGGCAGACAUGCUGGACUACAACCUUGACGCAAUGGUUGGCCCUAAGAGUACAUCGCUCAAAGUCGACAAUCUGCAAGAGUAUAACUUCAAUCCGAAAGCUCUCCUCAGUGAGAUCGUUGAUGUCUAUCUCAACCUCGGCGAGAGAGAGAAUUUUAUUCUGGCUGUGGCCCGUGAUGGUCGCUCAUACAAGCCGGGAAAUUUCGCUGCCGCAGGCAAUAUCUUGAAAAAGUUCGUCCUCAAGGCGCCGGAGGAACUCAAUAAGUGGGCUCGAUUGAUUGAAAAAAUCAAGAAAGCCAAGGAGGAAGACGAGGCAGCUGAUGCCGAUCUCGGAGACAUUCCAGACGAGUAUCUUGAUCCUUUGAUGUAUACCCUGAUGGAAGACCCGGUACGAUUGCCAGUCAGCAAAAUUGUGAUUGAUCGCAGUACAAUUCGCAGUCAUUUGUUGAGCGACCCACACGACCCCUUCAAUCGAGUCCCCCUGAAGAUUGAGGACGUUAUUCCUGGUAAGUUCUCACACACACGACUUUGCUCCUACGUUGCCAGCAUAUGUCACUGACCUGGUCAUUAGCUACCGACAUCAAAGAACAAAUUGACAAGUUCAAGCAGGAACGCAUUGGGGGAAAGAGACGAGAUUUCGUAGAGACAGUCAAGACAGAAGCUGGGGGAAAUGCGGAUGGUGAAGCUGCUAAUACACCUGCUAACCCAGAAAAUACUGGUGGUGAGCCCAUGGCUCUCGACCCAUGAUCGAACUGGCUCAGCGCGAGGGCGAUAAUCUGCGCUCUGACAGACUUGGGAGUUGCGGAUCGCAACGAAAGAUAAAAAGGGUUCGGCUCCCGUUAUCACGAGGAAUGAUCAUAAAACACAGUCAUAGAGAAAGAAGACUCACACUUUCAAUUCUA
Messenger RNA from Exophiala oligosperma, 3562 nucleotides. RefSeq lists its product as hypothetical. NCBI's taxonomy places the organism in Eukaryota, Fungi, Ascomycota, Eurotiomycetes, Chaetothyriales, Herpotrichiellaceae. The coding region runs from base 49 to 3219 and encodes 1056 amino acids. The transcript is spliced from 2 exons. Gene Ontology annotation, cellular component: nucleus; ubiquitin ligase complex; cytoplasm. Gene Ontology annotation, molecular function: ubiquitin-ubiquitin ligase activity. Gene Ontology annotation, biological process: protein polyubiquitination. The record is from RefSeq and is a predicted model, not a curated record.